AUGGCCUGGGGGCGCAGUGUGGAGGUGGGCAUGGGGCUGUUGGAGUGGAAGGAGCCAGGACCUGUCUGGCAGCACCGAGGACCAGGUCUCACCAUGGCAGAGGCACUGUUGGCCGGGGAAGUGCACACCUGGCAGCGUACUCUGGCCCUGGCUGAGGACCCCCUCCUCAUUCAGGAGCUGGAGCCAGGGGCUGGUGAAGACGGCGACAGCAGUGCCUCAAUGGCCCAAGAACCACCUGGGAACGGGGUGCAUUUCCAGUGGCUCCAAGGGGUUCCUAAGCCUGGCUGCGAGCUUGGUGGGGGAGAGCAGGCUGCAGCAGCCAACAGUGGCUCGGCCCACCUCCUUGGGCUCCAGUGCUCUGGGUGCUGCAGUGCCUGGGGCCAGUGCCAGGCAGCCCAGGGUCUGCAGGAUGGCACCAGUUUGUACAAGCAUUUCCUGCGGCUGGGGGUUUGGGAGAGGAGGCAGCCCCCGAGAGCCGUGCUAAUGCCUGAGGAGCAGCAGGAGGGCUCUGGAUUUGUCCAGCUGGUUGGAGACAACAGCCCCUGCUCAGGACGAGUGGAGAUCCGUGAUGGGGACCAGUGGAAAACCGUCUGUGACUCAGACUUUGGUCCCAAAGCUGCCACCGUGGUCUGCAGGGAGCUGCAGGGAUCCCCAAGGGGCGAGCCCUGCUCCCACGCAAAGGAUGUCGGUGUCACCUGCACACAGUUCACAGGGUUCAGGCUGGUGAACGGCAGUACAGCGUGUGAGGGGAGGGUGGAGGUCCAGGUGCUGGGGACCUGGGGCACCCUCUGUGCCUCCCACUGGGAUCUCUUGGACGCCCAUGUUCUCUGUCGUCACCUUGACUGCGGGUUUGCCGAGUCCAUUCCCAGGCCAGGUCAUUUUGGGAGAGCCACCCACCCCUUCUGGAGAGACUCAUUUCACUGUGACGGGACUGAAGGCCACCUGGGGCAGUGCCCAGUGACUGCUCUGGGGGCCUUGUGCUCCCACGGGAGUGAUGCUGCUGUCAUUUGCUCAGGCCCAGCUGAUUCCGCGUCCCUGCGGCUGGUGGGUGGAGGGAGCCGGUGCGACGGGCGAGUGGAGAUCCUCCAGCGUGGGACGUGGGGCAGAGUCCUGGAUGACCAGUGGGACGUGCAGGAGGCCAGCGUGGUGUGCCAGCAGCUAGGGUGCGGAGAGGCAGAGAAAGCCUACAAGCCCCCAAAGCCCCAGAGAGGGUCGGGUCCCGUGGGGCUGCGAGGGGUCCGGUGCGCAGGGCACGAGGCCAACCUGACCCUCUGCAACACCUCCCUGCCCGAGAGUUCAGCAGCGGCAGGGACUGCAGAGGACGUGGGAGUCAUUUGCUGGGGGAGCCGGCAGGUCCGGCUGGUGAAUGGGCCCGGGCGCUGUGCUGGGAGAGUGGAGGUCUACUACCAGGGCAGCUGGGGAACCAUCUGCGAUGAUGGCUGGGACCUGUCAGAUGCCACCGUCAUUUGCCACCAGCUGGGCUGUGGCGGGGCAGUGCAGGCGGUUGGCUCCGCUCGGUUCGGGGAAGGCUCUGGUCAGAUCUGGCUGGAUGGCGUGAACUGCUCCGGGGCCGAAGAUUCUCUCUGGGACUGCCCAGCAGGGUCGUGGGGGCAGCACGACUGCGGGCACAAAGAGGACGCAGGAGUCGUCUGCUCAGAGUUCAUGGCCCUGAGGCUGGAGAACAGCAACAACUGCUCUGGGCGCCUGCAGGUUUUCUAUAACGGGACGUGGGGCAGCGUUUGCUCCAACUCCAUGACUCGCAAAACGGUGUUGCUGGCAUGCAAGGAGCUGGGCUGCGGGGAUGAAGGGUCCCUAGAAACACAACGGCCCUACGGCAGGACGUCUGGCCCCACCUGGCUAGAUCACGUGCAGUGUGGGGAGAGAAACAGCUCCUUCUGGCAGUGUCCUUCGGCUCCCUGGGAUCCUCAGUCAUGCGAUGACCUGCAAGAUGAGACCCACAUCACCUGCAAUGGGAGACGGCCAGAAACGCCCCCAUCCCUGGGGACUGCGUGCCCAGAUUCCACAAGCUGCACAGACAGGGAGAAGAUUCGUGCCGUGGGAGGUGAGGACGGGUGCUCGGGCAGAGUGGAGGUGUGGCACCGUGGCUCUUGGGGGACGGUGUGCGACGACUCCUGGGACAUGCGGGAUGCUGAGGUGGCGUGCAGGCAGCUGGGCUGUGGCCCCGCGGUGUCUGCCCUGCAUGAGGCUGCGUUUGGGAUGGGGACGGGCCCCAUCUGGCUGGAGCAGGUGGAGUGCCGGGGGACAGAGCCGUCUCUGCAGGACUGCUGGGCCCGGCCUGGGGACAGCGGUGCCUGCCGGCACAAGGAGGACGCUGCCGUGAACUGCUCAGGUGAGCGGCAGGCCUGGUGCUGCCCGUUCUGUGUUCCUGCCCGUGCAGAUCCCACGCGGGGCCGUCCAACCAGCAGCGGGAGAGUCUCAUUGCCCAUCAUCAUCUGCAUCGUCCUGGGGGCCCUUCUCUGCCUGCUCCUGGCCCUCCUGGCUGGGCAACUGCGAAGCGCCAGGGCUGGGCGCAGAGGCUCCAGGAGAGCUUGGGAGCCCUUCCCUGAGGCCGUGUAUGAGGAGAUCGGUUACAGCCCGGCGUGGGAGAAGCAGGCGAGGUUCAGUCGCUCAGCUGGUCACUCUGAGUGCAGUAGAAAUGCGUACGAUUUCUGA
Messenger RNA from Harpia harpyja (harpy eagle), 2673 nucleotides. RefSeq names its product antigen WC1.1-like. NCBI's taxonomy places the organism in Eukaryota, Metazoa, Chordata, Aves, Accipitriformes, Accipitridae. The record is from RefSeq and is a predicted model, not a curated record. The coding region runs from base 1 to 2673 and encodes 890 amino acids. The transcript is spliced from 15 exons. Gene Ontology annotation, cellular component: membrane.